AUGGAUGGUUUUCCUGUACAUGUUGCCACCACUUCAUCCAUUAAUUGUUCAAGCAAUUGUCAUAGGGGAAAGAGACAGGAGAAUGAAAGUUACAACUUCAGCAAGAGUGCUCCAACAAGUGGGUUUUCAAGUCCUGCAGUUAGCCCUCGAAGAUCAAAGGCGGGGGAUCCUUUUCCUACGUUUGGGGCUUCUCAAGAACAAUAUCAGGAUACCUGGCCUUCAAGGUUAUCACCAAACAAUAUUGCUCAUAGUCCCAGUCAUUCUCCUCUUCCCAGCCCCACAUCUCGAAGUCCACGCUUGAACCACAAAAAUUCAAAUGGAAAUGUAUUUGCGUUGCAUCGUAAAUCAUUCACAGAGGGUUUUUCAGAGAGGGGUGAAAGUAGUAGUCAAGUCAAUGCUCACCCUUUGCCUUUGCCUCCUGGAGCCGUGGUACUUCCACAGCCAUCUAGCAUGCAUCACAAUGCAGAACUUCUGUCCACAUCAUCAAUGAAUGGUCAAUGGCAGAAGGGAAAACUUAUUGGACGAGGUACCUUUGGUAGUGUUUAUCUUGCAACCAACCGAGAGACCGGGGCCUUGUGUGCAAUGAAGGAAGUUGAUCUCAUUCCCGAUGAUCCUAAAUCUGCUGAAUGUAUAAAGCAAUUGGAGCAGGAAAUUAAAGUCCUCCAUAAACUAAAGCAUCCAAAUAUUGUGCAGUAUUAUGGUAGUGAAGUGAUUGAUGAUCACUUCUACAUAUACUUGGAGUAUGUUCAUCCUGGAUCAAUUAAUAAGUACGUCCAAGACCAUAUUGGAGCUAUGACAGAAUCUGUAGUUCGCAAUUUUACUCGCCAUAUCCUCUCUGGGUUGGCUUUUUUGCAUAGCACAAAGACAAUUCACAGCUUUGAUGAUUGUGAUAGGGAUAUAAAGGGUGCAAAUUUGCUUGUUGAUGCAUCAGGCGUUGUUAAACUUGCUGAUUUUGGGAUGGCAAAACAUCUUAACGGACACUCAUACAAUCUUUCUCUGAAGGGCAGUCCAUACUGGAUGGCUCCUGAGGUCAUAAAGGCUGUGAUGCAGAAUAAUGCUGAUCCUGAUCUUGCAUUGGCUGUUGAUAUAUGGAGCUUGGGUUGCACAAUCGUUGAGAUGUUCAACGGAAAACCUCCUUGGAGUGACUUUACAGGACCUCAAGCUAUGUUCAAGGUUCUGAACACAAUCCCAGAUAUACCAGAAACAUUAUCUGCAGAGGGAAAGGACUUCCUCAGUUGGUGUUUCCGUAGGAACCCUGCCGAGAGACCAUCAGCUAAUCAGCUACUAGAGCAUCCUUUUGUACGAAAUCCACAUGAUCAAACUGUCUCACACUAUGCCUCGAAUUUUGCUCUGAUGAACCUAAUAGUGAGUUUUCACGUAUUCAACACUUAG
Messenger RNA from Prunus armeniaca (apricot), 1392 nucleotides. Lineage: Eukaryota; Viridiplantae; Streptophyta; Magnoliopsida; Rosales; Rosaceae. The record is from the annotation of a GenBank genome assembly.